Didymodactylos carnosus is the source of this 315-nucleotide messenger RNA. The record is from the annotation of a GenBank genome assembly. NCBI's taxonomy places the organism in Eukaryota, Metazoa, Rotifera, Eurotatoria, Philodinida, Philodinidae.
AUGGGUAGACGUGAUUUUCCUAGAGCUAAAGUGGUAUGUAAAAAAGGUUUAAAACAUUGUGAUGGUAAUGAUACCCACGAAUUACAAAAAUUAUUCGAUUUGUUUAUUAAACGUCAUGUAUCAGAGGCAAUAGCCAGUUCAUUUUCAACCGAAUCACAAUAUGUUUGCUAUCAUAUUGAACAUUGUGGUAUGUCCUAUUUUUUAGGUUCAUAUUGUUUACGACCGAUAUCUACGGAUAGAAAACUGGAUAAAGAAUGGCCACAUUGUGCAUGUGAUCCGAAUGGAAUUAGAAUGGGUCCAAAAUAUACAUCAUGA